This is a messenger RNA of Pogona vitticeps (central bearded dragon), 804 nucleotides long. It is a transcript of the gene HOXC12, whose product is annotated as homeobox C12. Gene Ontology annotation, biological process: regulation of DNA-templated transcription. Gene Ontology annotation, molecular function: DNA-binding transcription factor activity, RNA polymerase II-specific; sequence-specific double-stranded DNA binding. NCBI's taxonomy places the organism in Eukaryota, Metazoa, Chordata, Lepidosauria, Squamata, Agamidae. The record is from RefSeq and is a predicted model, not a curated record.
AUGGGCGAACAUAAUCUCCUUAAUCCUGGGUUUGUGGGACCGUUGGUGAACAUCCAUACGGGAGACACCUUCUAUUUCCCCAAUUUCCGAGCCUCCGGAGGACAGCUACCCGGCUUACCGUCUCUCUCCUACCCAAGAAGGGACAAUGUCUGUUCUUUACCCUGGGCUUCCUCAGAGCCGUGCAACGGAUAUCCCCAGCCCUAUCUCAGCAGCCCCGUGUCCAUUAACCCUUCCUUCAGCCGAGCCUGCGACCUAGCUAGAGUGGAAGAGAGCAAGUGCUACUAUAGAGAGGCGUGCUCGGAGAACGCGCCCCUCAAAAGGGAAGAGAGGGUUAGGGACAAUGCUUUGAUGCCCCUCGAGUCGGGGAUCCCCAAUGGAAUGAGCGGCACUUUCGGCAAAUUUGACUAUCCGGCUACUGAGGCGGUGCCCCACGAUCCCCCUUCCUGUCAGUCUUUGGAGUCUGAUUCCAGCUCCUCCUUACUCAAUGAAGGGAAUAAGGGCGCCACGAGCGAGCCGACCACAAUGGUGUCCCCUAUCAACCAAGGAAGCAGUCUUUCCAGUGGGGGUGCUCCCUGGUACCCGAUGCACACAAGGUCCCGGAAAAAGCGAAAACCUUAUUCUAAACUGCAGCUAGCGGAGCUGGAAGGGGAGUUUAUGGUCAAUGAAUUCAUUACUCGCCAAAGAAGGAGGGAGCUUUCAGAUCGGUUAAACCUGAGCGAUCAGCAGGUGAAGAUCUGGUUUCAGAACCGACGAAUGAAAAAGAAAAGACUCCUCCUGAGAGAACAAGCCCUUUCUUUCUUUUAA